This is a messenger RNA of Lolium perenne, 1197 nucleotides long. Lineage: Eukaryota; Viridiplantae; Streptophyta; Magnoliopsida; Poales; Poaceae. The record is from RefSeq and is a predicted model, not a curated record.
AUGCGCAUUAGAUCGGGUCGAGUCGGACCCGAGCCCAUCUCCACGCACGCAUCUCCUAGUCCUCCUCCACGCGCCCCCCCCGCCGCCACGCGCCCGCUCGCGCCGCCCUUCUCCCCUCGCCGCCCUGCGGCCCCCGGCCCGCUCGCGCCACCCUCCUCUCCCGCCGCCUUUUCCCCUCUCCGCCCUCCUCCCCCGCCGCUCGCGCCGCUUCCUCCUCCCUCGCCGUCCUCUGGCCCCUGGUCCGCUCGCGCCACCCUCGUCCUCCUCGCGCCCCCGCCCGCCGUCCCCUGGCCAGCCUCCUCCUCGUGCCCCUGCCCACCCCUCUUCGCUGCCGACGAGGCCCUGCCCAGCCCCUGUUCCCUGCACACGCGUUUUUAUCGUGUGUUGCCCGUGGUUGAGGAGAUGGCGAAGAUGACUUUGCGGGGGGCAUGUGAGAGGUUGAAACCACAGGUGUGGUACAACCAAAAGAUCACGGCCGCUAGUCACUUCUGGGCACAGAGAGGCGAGAGGGUCCACAAGGCGGACAUUGUCGGUAAGAAUCCUAACGCCCAGUACGUGAUGACGGUUAUCUCCGAUUGGGCUGAGCGGCAUGCCGAGGCAUGGGAGGAGAUGAGGGCCGAGGCAGAACCCAGGGAGGAGAUUACUGACGUCCAGCAUCGUCGCCCGGAGAUGGAUGACCCCAUGAGCGCGGAGAUCGACGAGGAGUCGUUGGUCCUGUCGUACAGAGGGUUGCCGCAUGGCCGUCUCAAGAUGCAUACCCUCACCACGACCUUCACGCGUCUCAAGGAGGGCCUCACCAAAGACAGCCCCCCUAUCACGCCUCGUCGCCAGCCUCGGCAACCAGCAUACGACCGUGACUUUGAGGCGGCCUACGUGGCCGCUCAUCAAGAAUAUCAGGAGUCCUUUCACCGGCACCAGAGGGAGUUCCAGGAGUACAUGACAUAUGUACAUGCAUCGAUGGUGGCCACUCAAACUGGACAGACAGUGGAGUUAGGGCCGUGGCCUCCCUUGCCGGGGCCGAUGCCAUUGAUGUCAUCGAAGGAAAUUUUCGCUGCGACAUACUAUGGGAGUACACCGGGAAUGGGAUGUUCCGGGAACCAGGGUUAUGGUCAUGUCUGGGAUGGUGGGCCUUCUACUUCAGCGCAGUAUCGCCAGCCCUCGCCUCAGUUCAACAAUGAAGAUCUCGCUAACCUCUAG